CAUAAACCUGCGCCUGAUCUUGGCUACGGCCGAAGCGGCGAAGGCGGCAGCGGCGGCGACAGCUCUGGGGUUUGCGUCUCGGGGUGUGUCGGCCGCCGCUGCUGCUCAGGCCUGGAAUGUACAGAUGGCUGGCUAAGGUUCUCGGCACCAUUCUUCGCUUGCGCGAGCGGCCCGCGCCCGGGGCCCGCGCCCUGCUCAAGAGGCGGCGCUCCAGCAGCACUCUGUUUUCUACCGCAGUGGACACUGAUGAAACCCCAGCUAAAAGACCAAGAUUAGAUUGCUUCAUUCACCAAGUGAAGAACAGUCUCUACAAUGCUGCAAGUUUAUUUGGAUUCCCAUUCCAGCUGACCACAAAACCCAUGGUGUCUUCUGCUUGUAAUGGAACACGGAAUGUGGCCCCUUCUGGAGAGGUAUUUUCGAACUCUUCAUCUUGUGAACUAAUGAGUUCUGGAUCCUGCAGCAGCAUGCUAAAACUGGGUAAUAAAUCUCCUAAUGGAAUAAGUGACUAUCCAAAGAUCAGAGUGACGGUGACCCGAGAUCAGCCACGGAGAGUCCUGCCCUCCUUUGGUUUUACGCUGAAAUCGGAAGGCUAUAAUAGAAGGCCAAGUGGUCGUCGCCAUAGCAAAAGCAAUCCAGAGAGUUCCUUAACAUGGAAACCUCAGGAGCAAGGCGUAACAGAGAUGAUUUCUGAAGAGGGUGGCAAGGGCGUGAGGCGUCCCCAUUGCACCGUGGAGGAGGGUGUCCAAAAGGAUGAAAGAGAAAAAUAUCGAAAGUUAUUGGAGCGUCUUAAAGAAGGUGCUCAUGGAAGCACGUUCCCUACUGCAGUCUCACACCACAGUUCUCAGAGAAUUCAGAUGGACACAUUAAAGACCAAAGGCUGGGUGGAGGAGCAGAAUCAUGGCGUCAGAACAACCCAUUUUGUUCCAAAACAGUAUAGAGUUGUUGAAACAAGAGGACCUCUGUGUUCAGUGAGAAGUGAAAAAAGGUAUUCAAAAGGAAAAACUGAUACAGAGAAGGUGGUGGGACUCCGAUUUGAAAAGGAAGGUACAAGAGGACACCAAAUGGAGCCUGAUCUGUCAGAAGAGGUGUCUGCCCGGCUUCGCCUGGGAAGUGGAAGCAAUGGCUUACUCAGAAGGAAAGUAUCAGUGCUUGAGGCAAAGGAAAAGAACUUCCCAAGCAAAGAGAAGGACAGAAGAACAGAAGAUCUCUUUGAACUUACAGAGGACAUGGAAAAGGAAAUCAGUAAUGCCCUGGGCCACGGCCCACCGGAUGAGAUCUUGAGCAGUGCUUUCAAGUUGCGAAUCACCCGAGGAGAUAUCCAGACCUUAAGGAACUAUCACUGGCUCAACGAUGAGGUCAUUAAUUUUUAUAUGAAUCUUUUAGUGGAAAGGAGUAAAAAGCAAGGCUAUCCAGCACUUCACGCAUUCAGUACAUUCUUCUAUCCUAAGCUAAAGUCUGGAGGUUACCAAGCAGUGAAAAGAUGGACCAAAGGGGUGAAUCUCUUUGAACAAGAACUUGUUCUGGUACCUAUUCAUCGGAAGGUACAUUGGAGCCUGGUGGUGAUGGACCUAAGAAAAAGGUGUCUUAAAUAUCUGGAUUCUAUGGGACAAAAAGGCCACAGGAUCUGUGAGAUUCUUCUUUUGCAAGAAAUUCCUCAACAGUUGAAUGGGAGUGAUUGUGGAAUGUUUACUUGUAAAUAUGCAGAUUAUAUUUCUAGGGACAAACCUAUCACAUUUACUCAGCACCAGAUGCCUCUCUUCCGGAAGAAGAUGGUGUGGGAAAUCCUUCACCAGCAGUUGCUGUGACAAUGCCCCGCCUGGUCUUCUAGCUGCUGGUGGAUCUUUCAUGGAUGUUUCCAUAUACCUCAUGCAUUGUGGGUUAAAAAGUCCCCGAUCAUUUCUCUUCUCUCACAGGUACUGAGCUCUCAAGAGUGCAUGAAGGCCUCUCCACAGUGGCCCUGACUAGAGGUGUGGAGGGGCUGCUUGCAACCCUGUUUGUAAGGCUGUGCCUGCUCAGAGCCCUGGACUGUUCACCCCAUACAAGAACAAAUGCUAAUUAAUGUGUUUUGUUUUAAAGCGUUAUUUCCAUAUGAAUGUGGGAAAUGCAGGAUUUGUUAUAUGAAUUGUUCUGUCUAUGUGUUCACAGGUAUUCACACACUCAUUUGCAAACACUGGGCAGUGCCCUUUUGUCACUGCUCUUUUAUAAUUAGCUAUAAAUAAUUUGUUUGGACUAUUUAUUUCUAGAAAGAAUGUUAAUCAAACUGCCACUUCCUGCUGCAGAGAGAUCAGCAGGGGGAGGAAGGAGGUGUUCGCUAGCUAGCUUCUCUAAUGCUGGAGUGGGAACUGCCAACACACAGUUAAGUUUCUCUCUUUUAAGGCUUGAAAAUGCCAGAAGAAAUGACGAUGCUCUGUUGUAGGAUCUGGCUGCCUUUAGAGAGUCUGAUGCUAUGACACAGGCACAGCUCUUGGAAAAGUGGCCAAGGAACACGGUCUGUGUGUCGUCAGAACAGGGCGUGCUCAUCUUUUCUAGAACUUUCUUUUCUAGAACCGAAGUAGCUUGGCUUCCUCUUGAAACUGGAUUCAAAGUAACUGUGAGCAUAAAUGUUAAGUCGUAGGUCUGGUGAGUGUAAGCCUCACAAUUGUAAGGGCUGGCCUGAGCUGUCUAUUUCAGAAGAUGCUCCUCAAUUUAAACCUAUUUUUCCUCAGAGUUUUUUUUUAAAUAUAUAUAUAAAGUUGAAAUUAAGUUCUUGGUUCAUCAGCAUGCCCUACUCCAGCCCCACUGAGCCUUUGGAGAGAGAUUUAGUGCUUGGCUCUGAGGUUGCCGGGUUUACAGUCAUCUAUUUUGCAUAUGAAAGUUUGUAUUUAACUUUUUUGUUCAUUAAAAAUCUUACAGAUGUGGUUAUGCAUUUUUAAUUUCAGAAAGUUGGUCAGAGCAUAUUUUGCAGGAUCUAGUGCCUAGUGUUGCUUUUAUGAUGUAAUAAAAGACUGUCUGGCAGAACCUAGA
Molecule: messenger RNA, 3003 nt
Organism: Mastomys coucha (southern multimammate mouse)
Lineage: Eukaryota; Metazoa; Chordata; Mammalia; Rodentia; Muridae
Gene: Senp2
Product: SUMO specific peptidase 2
Exons: 17
Coding region: 117-1805 (562 amino acids)
Biological process (GO): protein desumoylation
Cellular component (GO): nucleus
Molecular function (GO): deSUMOylase activity
Source: RefSeq, a predicted model, not a curated record